GGAAGCGGAGGAGGAAGCAGAAAGAACUGCUAACGAUAAAAGACAAAAAAAAAAUGGCUACCCAACGACGGAUAGUACAGGAGACCGAGAAGGUGCAGAAGCAGAAAAUUCGCAAGCAGAAGAAAGAGGAAAGGGACCGUAUGAAGAUGGAACAACAAC
Molecule: messenger RNA, 159 nt
Organism: Racocetra persica
Lineage: Eukaryota; Fungi; Glomeromycota; Glomeromycetes; Diversisporales; Gigasporaceae
Source: the annotation of a GenBank genome assembly